This is a messenger RNA of Pocillopora meandrina, 8751 nucleotides long. Lineage: Eukaryota; Metazoa; Cnidaria; Anthozoa; Scleractinia; Pocilloporidae. The record is from the annotation of a GenBank genome assembly.
GAGCCAGAAGACGAAGAGGAAGCUAAAUGGAGAGACGGUGAUGAUGAAUCCAGCGAAAGUAAAGGUAAACUCCAUAAAAACAUAUGCUUGAGAUUAACAACAGAAUUAAGAUGAUACAAAUAAUUCUCUUUGCGCUAAAGGUGAGCCAAAUGAUGAUGCAGAAGCUGAGUGGAGAGAAAGUGAGGAUAAUGAUUCUAUCGAUAGUAAAGUUAAGCCCCAUGGAACAAAUCAUGCAUAUCGCAAGUGCAAUGAAAAUGAUUCUAAUCCAACUAUUUUUGCUAAAGGUGAAGUAUACGACGAUGAAGAAGCCGAAAGGAUAGGCGAUAUUGAUGAUGACUCCAGCGAUAGUAAAGGUAAAUCCGAUGAAACUGAUCAUGGAAAUUUACAUCAGAAUUAACAACAUGGUAAUUACUCUCAUUGUGCUUAAGGUGAGUUGGAAGACGACGAAGAAGAUGAGUGGAGUGACCGUAUUGAUAACGAUUCUAUGGGCAGUGAAGGUAGGCCCCGUGAAAGUUAUCAUGAAGAUUCAUAGCCAAAUUAAGACAAUUUUAAGAACUCUGUUUGUGUUUAAGGUGAGGCGGAUGGCAGUAAAGAAGCCGUGUGGAGAGACGGUGAUGUUCUUGAAUCUGUCGAUGGUGAAGGUAAGCCCCAAAAAAACUUAUCACGGAGAUUCACAGCGGAAUUGAAAUGAUAAGUACGACUCUCUUUCAGCGAAAGGUGAGCUGGAUGACCAUCAAGAAGCCAAAUGGAGAGACUCUGAGGACUAUGAAUCUAUUGAUAGUGAAGGUAGGCCCUAUAAAACUUAUCAUGGAGAUUCAGAGCAGGAUUAGAAUGAUAUUCAUGACUCUCUUUGUAUGAAAGGUUAGUUGUAUGACGAUGAUGAUGAUUGAAGUGAGAGAUUAUAACGAGUCUAUCAAUGGCUAUGGUAUGCCCCAUGAAACUCAUCAUGGAAGCUCAUACUAGAAUUCAAGAGGUAUUAAUAACUCGUUGUAUUCGCUGUAGGUGAGCUGGAUGAUGAUAAAGAAGCCGAUUGGAGAGACAGUGAUGAUCUUGAAUCUGUCGACAAUAAAGGUAUCCCCAUGAAACUCCCGAGAUUCACAGCCUAAUAAAGACGAUACUAAGUGCUCUCUUUGUGCUAAAGGUGAACCCGAUAACGAUGAAGAUGCACAGUGGCGAGACGGUGAUAAUGAUGACUCUAGCGAUAGUGAGGGUAAGCCUCAUAAAACUUAUCAUGGAGAUUUAUUUCGGAAUCAAGAUGAUACUAACGACUCUCUUCUUGCUAAAGAUGAGUUGGAUGACAAUGAGGAAGAUGAGGGGAGGGACCGUGAUGAUGAUGAAUCUAUCGAUAGUGAAGGUAAGCCCUGUGGAACUAGCCAUAGGGAUUCGCAACACAUUUAAAAAUGAUACUUAUUACCCUCUUUGUGCUGAAGGUGAGUUGGAUGACGAUGAUGAAGAUGAGUGGAGAGACGGUAAUGAUGAUGAAUCUAGCGAUAGUGAAGGUAAGCCUCGUUAAACGUAUCAUGUAGAUAUACGGCACCUUUAAAAUUAUACUUAUGACUCUCUAUGUGCUAAAGUUGGAUCACGAUGAAUAAGCCGAAUGAAGAGACGGCGAUGGUUAUGAAUCUAUUGGUAGUGAGGGUAAACCUCAUAAAACUUAUCAUGGAGAUUUGCAGUAGAAUUAAGAUUAUUAAAAUGACUCUCUUUGUAUGAGAUGUGAAUUUUCUAAUGAUGAAGAAGAUGAGUGGAGAGAUAGAGAUGAUCACGAAUCGAUCAAAAGUGAUAGUUUUCCAUAAUAGCGUAUCAUGGAGACCCAUUUUAGAAUAAGAGAUACUAAUAUCUCACUUACUACCUGCUACGGGCGAGCCGUAUGAUUAUAAAGAAGCCGAGCGGGGAGAAGGUGAUGAUCUUGAAUCUAUCGAUAAGGAAGGUAUGCCUCGUGAAAGCUAUCGUGGAAAUUUCCAGCUUAACUAAGACGAUACUAAGAUAAACUGUCUGUCCUAAAGGUGAGCCUGAUAACGUUGAAGAUGCAGAGUGGAGAGAAGGAGAUAAUGAUGAAUUCAUCGAUAGUGAGGGUAAGCCCCAUGAGAAUUAUCAUGGAGAUUCAUAGCAGAAUCAAGAUGAUACUAACGACUCUCUUCGCGCUAAAGGUGAGUUGGAUGACGAUGAUGAAGAUGAGUGGAGGGAUGGUGAUGAUAAUGAGUCUAUCGAUAGUGAAGGUAAACCUCAUGAAACAUAUCAUGUAGAUUUAAAGAAUAUUUAAAAUGAUACUUAUGAGCCUCUUUGUGCUAAAGGUGAGUUGGAUUUCGAUGGAGAAGAUGAGUGGAGAGACGGAGAUUUGCAACACAUUUAAAAUGAUACUUUUACUCUCUUUGUGCUAAAGGUGAGUUAGAUGACGAUGCAGAAGUCGAAUGGAGAGACGGUGGUGAUAAGAAAACUAUUGAUAGUGAAGGUAAACCUCAUAAAACAUAUCAUGGAGAUUCGCAACACAUUUAAAAUAGGAGAUACUAAUGUCUUACUUUGUAUUUGCUUAAGGCGAGCCGGAUGAUUAUAAAGAAAUCGAGUGGCGAGACGGUGAUGAUCUUAAAUCUAUCGAUAACGAAGGUAUGCCCCAUGAAACAUGUUAUGGAAAUAUACCGCUUAACUAAGACGAUACUAAGAACUGUGUUUGUCUCAAAGGUGAACCCGAUCACGAUGAAGAUGCCGAGUGGAGAUUCAGUGAUAAUCAUGAUACCAGCGACAGUGAGGGUAAGCCCCAUGAAACUUAUCAUGGAGAUUUAUUGCGGAAUCAAGAUGAUACUAACGACUCUCUUCUUGCUAAAGAUGAGUUGGAUGACGAUGAUGAAGAUGAGAGGAAGGACCGUGAUAAUAAUGAAUCUAUCGAUAGUGAAGGUAAGCCCCGUGGAACUUGUCAUAGGGAUUCGCAACACAUUUAAAAUGAUACUUAUUACCCUCUUUGUGCUAAAGGUGAGUUGGAUGACGAUGAUGAAGAUGAAUGGAGGGACGGUGAUGAUAGUGAAUCAAGCGAUAGUGAAGGUAAGCCUCGUUAAACGUAUCAUAUAGAUAUACGGCACCUUUAAAAUUAUACUUAUGACUCUCUAUGUGCUAAAGGAGAGUAGUUGGAUCACGAUGAACAAGCCAAACGAAGAGACGGCGAUGGUUAUGAAUCUAUUGAUAGUGAGGAUAAACCAUAUAAAUCUUAUCGUUGAGAUUAGCAGUAGAAUCAGGAUUAUUGUAAUGACUCUAUUUGUAUGAAAUAUGAGUUUUCUAAUGAUGAAGAAGAUUUAGAGGAGAGACAGAGAUGAUACGAAUCGAUCAAAAGUGAUAGUUUGCCACAUAUAGCGUAUCAUGGAGACCCAUUCUAGAAUUAGAGAUACUAAUAUCUCACUUUGUAUUUGCUAAAGGCAAGCCGGAUGAUUAUAAAGAAGCCGAGUGGCGAGACGGUGAUGAUCUUGAAUCUAUCGAUAAGGAAGGUAUGCCUCGUAAAAACUAUCAUGGAGAUUCACAGCUUAACUAAGACGAUUCUAAGGAUCGACUGUCUUUGUCACAAAGGUGAGCCGGAUAACGUUGAAGAUGCCGAGUGGAGAUUCAGUGAUAAUGAUAAUCUCAGCGAUAGUGAGGGUAAGCCCCAUGAGAGUUAUCAUGGAGAUUCAUAGCAGAAUCAAGACGAUACUAACGACUCUCUUCGUGCUAAAGGUGAGUUGGAUGACGAUGAUGAAGAUGAAUGGAGGGACGCUGAUGAUAAUGAAUCUAUCGAUAGUGAAGGUAGGCUCCGUGAAACUUGUCAUAGGGAUUCGCAACACAUUUAAAAUGAUACUUAUUACCCUCUUUGUGCUAAAGGUGAGUUGGAUGACGAUGAUGAAGAUGAAUGGAGGGACGGUGAUGAUAGUGAAUCAAGCGAUAGUGAAGGUAAACCUCGUUAAACGUAUCAUGUAGAUAUACGGCACCUUUAAAAUUAUACUUAUGACUCUCUAUGUGCUAAAGGUGAGUAGUAGGAUCACGAUGAAUAAGCCGAAUGAAGAGACGGCGAUGGUUAUGAAUCUAUUGAUAGUGAGGGUAAACUUCAUAAAACUUAUCAUGGAGAUUUGCAGUAGAAUUAAGAUUAUUAAAAUGACUCUAUUUGUAUGAAAUGUGACUUUUCUAAUGAUGAAGAAUAUGAGUGGAGAGAUAGAGAUGAUCACGAAUCGAUCAAAAGUGAUGGUUUGCCACAUAUAGCGUAUCAUGGAGACCCAUUCUAGAAUUAGAGAUACUAAUAUCUCACUUCCUACUUGCUACGGGCGAGCCGUAUGAUUAUAAAGAAGCCUAACGGGGAGAAGGUGAUGAUCUUGAAUCUAUCGAUAAGGAAGGUAUGCCUCGUGAAAGCUAUCAUGGAGAUUUCCAGCUUAACUAAGACGAUACUAAGAUAAACUGUCUGUCCUGAAGGUGAGCCUGAUAACGUUGAAGAUGCAGAGUGGAGAUGGGGAGAUAAUGAUGAAUUCAUCGAUAGUGAGGGUAAGCCCCAUGAGAAUUAUCAUGGAGAUUCAUAGCAGAAUCAAGAUGAUACUAACGACUCUCUUCGUGCUAAAGGUGAGUUGGAUGACGAUGAUGAAGAAGAGUGGAGGGACGGUGAUGAUAAUGAGUCUAUCGAUAGUGAAGGUAAACCUCAUAAAACAUAUCAUGGAGAUUCUCAACACAUUAAAAAUAGGAGGAACUAAAGUCUUUCUUUUUAUUUGUUAAAGGCGAGCCGGAUGAUUAUAAAGAGGCUGAGUGGCGAGACAGUGAUGGUCUUAAGUCUAUCGAUAAUGAAGGUAUGCCACAUUAAACAUAUUAUGAAAAUAUACAGCUUAACUAAGACGACACUAAGGACUGUCUUUGUCUCAAAGGUCAACCCGAUAAUGAUGAAGAUGCAGAGUGGAGAUUCAGUGAUAAUCAUGAUACCAGCGAUAGUGAGGGUAAGCCUCAUGAAACUUAUUAUGGAGAUUCAUUGCGGAAUCAAGAUGAUACUAACGACUAUCUUCUUGCUAAAGAUGAGUUGGAUGACGAUGAUGAAGAUGAGUGGAGGGACGCUGAUGAUAAUGAAUCUAUCUAUAGUGAAGGUAGGCCCCGUGGAACUUGUCAUAGGGAUUCACAACACAUUCAAUAUGAUAUUUAUUACCCUCUUUGUGCAAAAGGUGAGUUGGAUGACGAUGAUGAAGAUGAAUGGAGGGACGGGGAUGAUAGUGAAUCAAGCGAUAGUGAAGGUAAGCCUCGUUAAACGUAUCAUGCAGAUAUACGGCACCUUUAAAAUUAUACUUAUGACUCUCUAUGUGCUAAAGGUGAGUAGUUGGUUUAGUUAGUAGAGAUUCAUAGCAGAAUCAAGAUGAUACUAACGACUCUCUUCGUGCUAAAGGUGAGUUGGAUGGCGAUGAUGAAGAUGAGUGGAGGGAUGGUGAUGAUAAUGAGUCUAUCGAUAGUGAAGGUAAACCUCAUGAAACAUAUCAUGUAGAUUUAAAGAAUAUUUAAAAUGUUACUUAUGAGUCUCUUUGUGCUAAAGGUGAGCUGGAUGACGAUGAUGAAGCCGGAAGGAGAGACGGUAAUGAUGAAAAACAUAUUGAUAGUGAAGGUAAGCUUCAUAAAACAUAUGGAGAUUCGCAACACAGAAAUUCACAGCUUAACUAAGACGGUGCUAAGGACUGUUUUUGUCUCAAAGGUGAGCCCGAUAACGAUGAAGACGCAGAGUGGAGAUUCAGUGAUAAUCAUGAUACCAGCGACAGUGAGGGUAAGCCCCAUGAAACUUAUCAUGGGCAUUCAAAGCAGAAUGAAGAUGAUACUAACGACUCUCUUCGUGUUAAAGGUGAGCUGGAUGAGGAUGUGGAAGUUGAAUGGAGAGACUAUGAUGAUCAAAAAUCUAUUGAUAGUGAAGGUAAGCUUCAUAAAACAUAUCAUGGAGAUUCAUACACAUUUAAUAUGAUACUUAUGCGCCCUAUUGUGUUUAAGGUGGGUUGGAUGAUGAUAAUGAUGAUGAAUGGAGGGACAGUUAUGAUAUUGAAGCUAUCGAAAGUGAAGGUAAGCCUCAUGAAACCUAUCACGAAGAGUCGCAACACAUUUAAAAUGAUAUUGAUAGUGAAGGUAAGGUUCAUAAAACAUAUGGAGAUUCGCAACACAGAAAUUCACAGCUUAACUAAGACGAUACUAAGGACUGUCUUUGUCUCAAAGGUGAGCCCGAUAACGAUGAAGACGCAGAGUGGAGAUUCAGUGAUAAUCAUGAUACCAGCGACAGUGAGGGUAAGCCCCAUGAAACUUAUCAUGGAGAUUCAAAGCAGAAUAAAGAUGAUACUAACGAAUCUCUUUGUGCUAAAGGUGAGUUGGAUGACGAUACAGAAGCCGAAUGGAGAGACGGUGAUGAUAAAAAAACUAUUGAUAGUGAAGGUAAACCUCAUGAAACAUCAUGAAGAUUCGCAACACAUUUAAAAUGAUACUAAUGACCCUCUUUGUGCUGAAGGUGAGUUGGAUGACGAUGAUGAAGAUGAGUGGAAAAACGGUGAUGAUAAGAAAUUUAUCGAUAAUGAAGGUAAACCUCAUGGAAACUAUCAUGUAGAUUUAAAGCAUAUUUAAAAUGAUACUUAUGACCCUCUUUGUGCUAAAGGUGAGUUGGAUUUCAAUGGAGAAGAUGAGUGGGGAGACGCUGAUGAUCUUGAAUCUGUCGAUAGUGGAGGUAAGCCCUAAGAAACUUAUCAUCGAGAUUCAUAACGGAAUUAAAAUGAUACGUACGACUCUCUUUCUACGAAAGGUGAGCUGGAUGACGACGAAGAAGCCGACUGGGGAGACAGUGAUGAUUAUGAAGCUAUUGAUAGUGAAGGUAGGCCCCAUAAAACUUAUCAUGGAGAUUCACAGCAGAAUUAAGAUGAUCUUUAUGACUCUCUUUGUGUGAAAUGUAAGUUUUAUACGAUGAGGAAGAUGAGUGGAGAAACCGAGAUGAUAAUGAAUAUAUCACAAAUGAUGGUUUGCCCCAUGUAACGUAUCAUGGAGACUCAGUCUAGAAUUAGAAAUAUACUAAUGACUCUCUUUAUAAUUGCUAAAGGGGAGCCGGAUGAUUAUGGGCAAGCCGAGUCGAAAGAAGGUGAUGAUCUUAAAUCUAUCGAUAAUGGAGGUAUGCCCCAUGAAACAUAUUAUGGAAAUAUACAGCGUAGCUAAGGCGAUACUAAGGACUGUCUUUGUCUCAAAGGUAAGCCCGAUAACGAUGAAGAUGCAGAGUGGAGAUUCAGUGAUAAUGAUGAUACCAGCGACAGUGAGGGUAAGCCCCAUGAAACUUAUCAUGGAGAUUCAUACCAGAAUCAAGAUGAUACUAACGACUCUCUUCGUGCUAAAGGUGAGUUGGAUGACGAUGUAGAAGCUGAAUGGAGAGACUAUGAUGAUCAAAAAUAUAUUAAUGGUGAAGGUAAGCCUCAUGAAGCUAUUAUGGAGAUUUGCAGCACAUUUAAAUGAUUACCUAUAACCCUUUUUGUGCUAAAGGUGAGUUGGAUGACGAUGAUGAAGAUGAAUGGAGGGACGGUGAUGAUAAUGAAUCUAUUGAUAAUGAAGCCUUGUUUCAACUACUAGUUGAGUAGUGUUCAUAAUUGCCAGGAUCGUUUCUAUAUUCGUUAUCAUGGAGAUUAUUCCCAACGGAAUUUAAAUGAUACGAACGACUUUCUUUCUGCGAAAGGUAAGCUGGAUUACGAUGAAGAAGCCGACUGGAGAGACAGUGAUGAUUAUGAAUCUAUUGAUAGUGAAGGUAGGUCCCAUAAAACUUAUUAUGGAGAUUCAGAGUAGAAUUAAAAUAGUACUAAGUGCAUUAUUUUUGCUGGAGGUGACUUCAAUUGCUCUAAAGAAGCCGAGUGGAGAGAAAGUGACAAUAAUGAUUCUAAAUAUGGAAGCGAUCUUUGCAGCAAUGAACAGUACUUUAGCAGCGCUCUAACAACUGAGCUAACAAGCCAACUAGGAGCCGGCCAUUAUGUUGGUUCGUGAUAAACCCGUGAAGUGAUGAAUAAAUAACUAAGAUCAUAUUUGUGUAGAGCGCUUCACCGGUAUCGCACAGAUCAUGGGCUCAAAUCCCGUACAGGCCUGAAUUUUUUCACGCCUUAUUUUCACUAAUGGGAGGAUCGCAGAACUUAAUUAGGGAAUGAUUCUAUCGGUAAAGUGAAGGUAAGCCCCAUGCAACGUGACAUGGAUGUUUAUUGAGGAUUAAGAUUAUACUAAUGACUCUCUUUGCGCUAAAGGUGGGCUAGAUGAUGACAAAGAAGCCGACACUGAAGGUAAGUCCCAUGAAGUUAUCAUGGAGAUAAACAGCAGAAUUAACACGAUACUAAUAACUCUCUUUGUGCUAAAGGUGAGAUGGAUGACGACGAGGAAACCCUGUGGUUAGGCGGCGAUGAUCUUGAAUCUGUCUAUAGUAAAGGUAAACUCCAAGAAACCUAUCAUGGAAAUUCACAGCAGAAUAAAAAUGAUACUUAUGACCUUCUUUAUACUAAAGGUGAGUUAGAUGACGAUGAAGAAGACGACUGGAGCGACGGUGAUGAUCUUGAAUCUAUCGAUGGUGGAGGUAAGCCCCCUGAAACUUAUCAGGGAGAUUCACUCGUUGCUAGAGAUGACUUCAUAGAUACCGAAGCUUCAGUCCCAGAUACCGAAGGAUUUAAGGACGUUCUUGAAUUCGCAGAUUAUUUCGCACAAACUGAAGAUACAGAGUGGAGUGAUGAUGAUGGUGAAGAGGUUUCUGAAGGCUAUGGAGUUCGUGAUGAGGACUCAGAAAUUGCAUGGUGA